Molecule: messenger RNA, 813 nt
Organism: Danaus chrysippus (African queen)
Lineage: Eukaryota; Metazoa; Arthropoda; Insecta; Lepidoptera; Nymphalidae
Source: the annotation of a GenBank genome assembly
AUGUUAAAACACGGACGUGCCGGAGUGCCCAUGGAAGUUAUGGGUCUCAUGUUAGGAGAAUUUGUUGAUGACUACACCGUACGUGUUAUUGACGUAUUUGCGAUGCCACAAACUGGUACUGGUGUGUCAGUAGAAGCUGUUGAUCCUGUGUUCCAAGCUAAAAUGCUGGAUAUGUUAAAACAAACAGGCCGGCCAGAAAUGGUUGUGGGAUGGUAUCAUUCUCAUCCUGGCUUUGGCUGUUGGUUAUCUGGUGUGGAUAUUAACACUCAGCAGUCAUUUGAAGCAUUAUCAGAACGCGCUGUGGCUGUUGUCGUCGACCCUAUUCAGUCUGUGAAAGGCAAAGUUGUCAUUGAUGCAUUCCGCCUCAUCAAUCCAAACAUGAUGGUACUCGGACAGGAACCAAGACAGACAACUUCCAAUUUGGGACACUUACAAAAACCAUCAGUUCAAGCAUUGAUACAUGGUCUCAACCGUCACUAUUACUCUAUAAGCAUCAACUACAGGAAAAAUGAAUUAGAACAAAAGAUGUUACUUAAUCUUCACAAGAAAUCAUGGAUGGAUGGACUUACUUUGGCUGACUAUAAGGAGCAUUGUGCAAUCAAUGAAACCACAGUCACUGAUAUGCUUGAACUAGCCAAAAACUACAACAAAGCUUUGGAAGAUGAAGAGAAAAUGACUCCUGAACAGUUAGCCAUUAAGAAUGUUGGUAAACAAGACCCCAAGAGGCACUUGGAAGAAAAGGUUGAUGUGCUUAUGGCAAAUAAUAUUGUUCAGUCCUUGGGUGCGAUGCUUGAUACCAUGGUGUUCAAAUGA